This is a messenger RNA of Laetiporus sulphureus 93-53, 1744 nucleotides long. RefSeq names its product DEAD-domain-containing protein. Lineage: Eukaryota; Fungi; Basidiomycota; Agaricomycetes; Polyporales; Laetiporaceae. The transcript is spliced from 11 exons. The record is from RefSeq and is a predicted model, not a curated record. The coding region runs from base 214 to 1626 and encodes 470 amino acids. Gene Ontology annotation, molecular function: ATP binding; RNA binding; RNA helicase activity. Gene Ontology annotation, cellular component: cytoplasmic stress granule; nucleus. Gene Ontology annotation, biological process: poly(A)+ mRNA export from nucleus.
CGAGCAGAGAAAAUUGCGUAAACAGAGGGUCGUCGACGUGCAGAGACUGAUGCUGCGAAAGGAGAGGCGAGCACGAGCGUGGUCGUAGUUGAGUCGCGAUCGAAGACCCAGAUCGUGUUCAUCUCCGUUGACGCGCGUUGCUCACGCUCAUUCUACCUUGAUCCCUAAUUACCACCAUCUCCUUGCCGCCUCACACGCUGCCAGCUAGUAGAAAUGGAGAAAGACGCAGAUGGGUUCUUCACUUCUGCACCACCAGCAGCUUCAGCUCCCGCAGAAACUACGGAACCACAGCCUGCCUCAGAACCAACCGAGCCACAUGCAACCUCAGACCUGACAACAGACCUGAUCAAGUCAACAUUUGAAGUAUCGGUUACCUUAGCUGAUCAGCAAGCCGAUCCGAACUCUCCAUUGUUCAGUGUAAAGUCUUUUGAGGAGCUCGGACUCCAUGAAGAUCUCCUGAAAGGGAUAUAUGAUAUGGGCUUUACAAAGCCCUCAAAAAUCCAGGAGCGUGCUUUGCCUCUUCUAUUGGCCAACCCCCCGCAGAAUUUCAUUGGCCAGUCUCAAUCAGGGACUGGAAAGACGGCUGCCUUCGUCCUGACCAUGCUGAGUCGGGUUGACUUCUCUAAGAGCCAGACGCAGGCACUCUGUUUAGCACCCUCGAGAGAGCUGGCUCGCCAGAUAAUGUCUGUCGUGGUGACGAUGGGGAAGUACACUCCUGUACAAACGGAAUAUUCCAUCAAGGACAACUUGCCCAGGAGCACUACUCGAAUUAAUGCGCAUGUUAUCGUGGGUACGCCCGGUACAACAGUCGAUCUUAUUCGGAGGAAAGUCAUCGACACAUCGGAGAUCAAGGUCUUCGUACUUGAUGAAGCAGACAACAUGUUGGAUCAGGACGGCCUCGCAGAGCAGACUCUACGGGUGAAGAAUGCAUUGCCUCGUCAUGGAGGUCCGCAGGUUAUCCUCUUUUCCGCAACAUUCCCCCAUCACGUUCGAAACUUUGCGAACAAAGUUGCACCAAAUGCGAACAAGAUUGAGCUGAAAGAGAACGAGCUCUCUGUGGACAACAUCCGACAAUUCUACAUGGAUUGCCGUAAUGAAGAACAUAAAUAUGACGUGCUCGUGUCUCUCUACAGCUUGCUCACGAUUGGCCAGAGUAUCAUCUUCUGCCAGCGCCGGAAUACUGCCGAUCGUAUUGCGCAGCGCAUGACUGCUGAGGGCCAUAAGGUGGCCUCUUUGCAUGGCGCAAAGGAUGCUGCAGAACGUGACGCGAUCAUCGACCGGUUCCGCGAGGGCAAGGAGAAGGUCCUCAUUACGACCAAUGUCAUCGCUCGCGGGAUUGACAUCAUGCAAGUAAAUAUGGUGGUCAAUUAUGACCUACCCCUCUUGGGCGAGCGCGACAACUGGUCGAAUCGACAGGACGCGCGGCCGGAUAUAGACACCUACAUCCAUCGUAUUGGGCGCACUGGACGAUUCGGCAGGAAGGGGAUCUCGAUAAACUUUGUGCAUGACAAAACGACUUGGGCACAAAUGGAGCAGAUCGAGAAGGCGACCGGAAAGCAAAUCAUCCGGAUAGAGACGAACGAUUUGGAUGCAAUGGAGGAGCAAAUGAAGAAAGCGCUGAAGUAAUCUGCUGGUCCCUCAUCAUGUUAUCUGUAUGUAUUGUGUAGUGUUCCGCUGUCCCUCAUAACUCCAGCAAUUGCCACGUUGUAACAAUACAAGAAUUUCCGCCUCAUUUCAUCCUUGG